This is a messenger RNA of Trichomonas vaginalis G3, 690 nucleotides long. RefSeq names its product tRNA (guanine-N2-)-methyltransferase protein. The record is from RefSeq and is a predicted model, not a curated record. The transcript has a single exon. Lineage: Eukaryota; Parabasalia; Trichomonadida; Trichomonadidae. Gene Ontology annotation, molecular function: RNA binding. Bases 1 to 690 code for a protein of 229 amino acids. Gene Ontology annotation, cellular component: nucleus. Gene Ontology annotation, biological process: tRNA N2-guanine methylation.
AUGCUUUACAGCAACGAUAGUAAGUCAUUUUGGUUGCAGCCAUUAGGUGUAUGCACCAUAAAGAAUACAAACGCAGUCAUAAGACCUACAAAUGUCGAACUUGAAUUUACAAAAGAUCCAUAUACAGGCGGAGCAUUAAAGAUUGGAGGUCCUUUCUAUAACGGACCUCUCCACAGCAAAGAAUUCAUCGACCAAGUACUCGAAUUAUUGCCAAAAAUGCAUAAUCUACAAACAAUUCCAAGAAUUGAAGGAGUUUUGAAUUGUUGUCGCAACGAAAUAGAAGCACUGUUUUACUACGAUAUAGGAGCUCUCACGAGCAUCAUUAAAGCUAGUUGUCCUCCAAGAGCUUUAAUUUAUACCCAAAUUGAGAGACAAAAUUUCCAUGUUUCGUUGACACAUUGCGAUGCCGGCAAAAUAAAGACUGAUGCCCCAUCAGAACUCAUCUGGGAUAUCUGCAGAAAAUGGUAUUUCGGCGAAGGAAAGAAACUUCCAGAAGCAGACUCUGUUGCAAGGAAAAUUUUGGAGGCCAAACCGAAAUAUGACGUGAAUCUGGAGACAGAUGAGGAAAUUGAAGUCAGAUUAAAGAAAGAAAAGAAAAUUUGCAGAUUUUACCAAAAUCCAACAAGUAAUUUUGGUCCUAAAGCUGCUGCAAAGAAGAAACAUAAUACCCCUGCAUCUGAUAAAAAUUAA